AGAAGCUUCUUAUAAUGGCACACUGGAAGGAAGUGCUUGUUUUGAAUUAUGGUGGUUAUGCAGAAACCUCUGGAAUUUGCUCCUAAGAGGUUGAAAGUUUGUUUUCAUCGAGAGCAGAACUUGAGAAUCUUUGUAGGUUUGUGAGCAUGGCCUUUUCCCACUGCCUGCAAGGCUUUGCAGGACUGUUCUACAGAAAUGGAGUUCCCACAUCGCUUGGGUGAAUGAUUUUGGCCUGCAUUUUUGCCGUGACUUGAUGUGUAAUUAUUACCCACAGUUAAAGGUGGUUGUUCGUAUGCUUUAGUAACAGCAGCAUCGCUGGUGCUGCCACGUGCUGAGCGUCACUGUGCUGACCCUGCUGUCUUUGCCCCUUUCUGAGCAUCAGUCAGAUCCAUUCAGCUCACCUGACGUUUAUUUUCUGGUGCUCUGAGCAGACCCUGUGUGUGUGCUGCAAGGAGUGAAGUUGUGCUGCUGUGUUCUGAUCACUCGCAUUAAGUACUUGUGUGUCUGGAUGCUUUGUGCAGAGCCUGGGUGUGCUCUUGGCUGGGACGUCCUGCUUGUUAUCUGUGCUUCCUGCUUGGUUUUUGUUUGGUUGGUUUUGUUCAAGGCUGAUUUUGCUUCAAAAACUGUUGCGUAUAGACAUGACGUCUCCUUAGAAUUGCAAUAAAUGUGACCUUAUUUCAGGAAAGGAGGUCUGGAUGGGAAUUAGAAGGUUACCUGUGUUAUCUUGAGUGGCUCUCAAAGCAGAGGAGCUGCGCGGUGAGUUGAGGCAUCUCAGUGGCAGCACUUCAGCCCAUUGGCACAACUUCCACAGGUUUGUUUUGAAGUGAGGUCGCAGGGGAUGCGAUGGCACACAAAGCAUCGCAGCUCCUUGCAGCAUGCAGAUGUGCUGCCAGCUCAGCAUCGGCCAUCACAAAGGCUGCCCAGGCUCAGGGUUGGUGUAGCCCAUUCCAAAGUGGAUUGAUGCUCUGUUUGGGGUUCUGCUGCUCCCUCGGAUGCCCUAAUGGCCAUCAUGAGAGCAGGAUCUCACAGGGGGUGCUGGCACGUGGCUGUCAGACGUUGAAGGCUCCUCCUCUGCCACCAUUUACAGAAAUGUGUUACUGGAUUCGUGUAAACCUGUAUGUGCCUCUUGUGAAACUAGUUCAGCGUCGCUAGAUUGUUCCUCCUGAUUUGGGCAGGAUCAGGUGUCUGGCACUUCUUGCUAGGCAGAGCUCAUUCUUUAGAUAUGCAAGUGGGCUGUGCACAUCUUACUUUUUAAUCAAGGGACAGGCUCCCAGAACAGAGCGCUGCAGUGAGAGCAUCACGCUGGAAGCAGUGCUGAAUGUCAGAGCAGAGCUUGUUCCAGAUGCUCACUUUUCAGCUCUGUGGAUCCGUUCGUACUUCAGGGUUUUGCUGUGUGCAGAGGCAUUGGUUUUUAUUCUUUGCUAUAUCAAAAAGUAGUAACAUGAAAGGAGACGCAGUGCUGCUUUUUUUUCUGUAACACCACUUCCUAAUAAUUAGGCUUCUAUGAGUUUGUGUGAUAGGAAGUGUAAAACCAACAGAGUCGUUUGGCCUUUUGGGUGGUGGUUCUUCAAAGCCCUGUCUGUGGAGGUGGUAAUUCCACAGAGGAAUGGUGACAGACUGAUGGGGGGAGGACGUGCAGAGGCAGUUUUCAGUUAAAACCAAUACAUCUGUACCUGCAGCUGAGGGUGCUGAGGCACAGCACUUGUCUGUGCUUCUGCCUUGUUUCUUUACAGCCUCCAUCUCACUGCAGGUUGAGCCACAUCCUGAAGGUGCUGGGAAGGAACACGCUGCUGCCAUGGAGCGCUGUGCAGAAUGGGCUCCUUCUCAUCAAGCCGGGCUGGGAGCAGCGCUGUGCCAUGCAAAGCACCUGCCAGCAGAUGCCUGGUGGUGGGGGCUGGUUCCUCCUUCCCUGAGAGCCUCACAGCUUCUCAGCGCGUCCCUCUGGCGCUCUUACUUUGCAUAUCCCUUCAGAUAUUUGGAUAAAUCGCAUUUAGAUCUGCUCUCCACCCACCUGGUUUGUUCAGCUGCUGCUGGGCAUGGCCUGCUUGGGGCUGGAGGUGGGAGAUGGAGGCUGUCUUUGUGCCUGGCCCUGUGGCAGUGCCCCGGCUCCUGCCCUCUAUGGCCACUUCUUCCAGCUGAGGAGCUUUUUCAGGUGGAACUGCAAGAACCCAGAGCUCUGAGUUUAGUUUGCAGCUGUUCUGCAGCUUGUGUUGCCAGUAGCAACUUCUUGCUUGAAAGUGCAUCAAGGCGUCCAGGGGGAGACGGCUUCAUUUGGCUGCUUCCCCUUCCCAGGCAUUAAAGAAAGAUCCUUGUUGGGGCUCUAUUUAAAAACAAAACAACCACAGACAGCAGCAGCGUCUUCAUGGCUGCUUUGUGCUCCUACGAAGUGAGGUCCUUAAGCACUUGUCAGCUGCCACAGGGUUUUGUAAGUUUAACGUCUGCAAAAGGUGUUCUGCUCUGGUGAGCAGAAAAGCUCUAAUUGCAAAGUGUUGCUGCCUUGGUUCUUGAGAUGUGCUGGCUAAUCUGCUCUGUAAUCACCUCCAGGCAUUUUAUGCCCAGGCCUCAGCAUUUUGGCCUCCUUUUCCCUGUGUCUGGAAACAGAAUGUUAUCCUUCACGGGGCACCCAGGGGCUGUUCGGAGGGGAUGCAUGGUGUCAGGGUGGAUGCAGCCCACUCCUACGUGGCCAUUUCUUACCUGGUGUGUGCUUUGAGGGCCUUGGGCUUUGGGAUUUGUUUGCUUGUGCCGAGUGGAGUUAUGUGAGAUGGGUUUGAGCCUCUGUCAUUCAGCAGCAGGAUGAGGUGGGAGAGCCUGGAGCUCGUGGGGAUCCACAGGAGGAAGUCCUGGGGUGGGGGAAGCAAAGUGGAAGGGUGCUGUCGAAGUUCCCUGCGUAUCAAAGCAGAUAAACAGGGUGAGAUGCUGAUCCCAUGAGCCCACAGGACUGCCUUCCCACUAGCUCAGGGGGUUUAUCUCCAGCCCUGGGGUGUUUUUUCUGCUGCUGCUAUUCCUGAUAGGAGGCGUUCUUAAAACGCAGGAACGCAGUUCCCCCGGGUGAAGGAACUUACCUAAUGGUGCAGGAAUGGUUCUGUUAUUGAAGUUGGUUUCAUGGAGCCAACGCUGAGGGUUUGCAUGGAAGUUUGGGUUUUUCUGUUUUCUUUUUCUUUACAGUCUUCCUCUAAUGCUUGCAGGCAUAUUCAAGGUCCCUUAUGUAUCUCUCCUAGUGGGAACUAAGAACUGGAAUAAUGCCUUAGUAGACUUAGGCUUUUAUUUCAGAGUCUCCAUUAUUUCCUUCUGUAAGUUUUAUGAAGAAACCAGACUAUGGGCAGUUCUUCUGCCUGCUCGGAGGCAAUCUCCUCUCACUUCUCAGUAGUCACUCUCCAUUGCAGUUCUGAAACCAGUGCUGUGUGUGCUCUGCAGGUGGGAAUUCUCGGCCUUCAUCAGGAGGCCCCUUUAAAUUCUGGGUGACCGAAGCAAACCGUUUCCAGCUCCUCCUUCCCAGUUUGGAUGAGUGACAGAGGCUUACACCUAAUGCUUCAUUUGCCCUUGCAUGUAAUGCUGUGUUGAUGCCAGAGCUUUCUUCCCCUUUGCUCCAUCUUUAACCUAUUGCUUCUUAGGGUUCUGUUGCAUUCCAGUGCAGCAUCUAAGCAGGCUGAAAGCAAGACAUCUGUGGUUUUGAGUCAGGCCUGAGAAGUGAUUUGGCGUGGCACCAGGAUGAAUGGCAUCUCCAGUUGCAGCAAGGAUCCCAUCCAGUGUCAGUGCUGAAAUAUUGCCAGUUUCCAGCAUGUCUACAGAUGGCAGCUUCGCCACAGGCAGCAGCAGCGAUGCCCAGCAGAGCCUGCAGUCCUUCUGGCCCCGCGUCAUGGAGGAGAUCCGCAACCUCACAGUGAAAGACUUCAGGGUUCAGGAGCUGCCCCUGGCUCGGAUUAAGAAGAUAAUGAAGCUAGAUGAAGAUGUGAAGAUGAUUAGUGCUGAGGCUCCUGUGUUGUUCGCCAAGGCAGCUCAGAUAUUCAUAACAGAACUGACUUUGCGAGCCUGGAUCCACACAGAAGACAACAAGCGCAGGACUCUGCAGGUAACAGCAGCUCCUACCUGGCCUUCAGCAGCUUCAGAAACUGUUUCCAACUCUUUGUUUUCAUAAUAGGAGGUGUGUUCU
This is a messenger RNA of Meleagris gallopavo (turkey), 4150 nucleotides long. NCBI's taxonomy places the organism in Eukaryota, Metazoa, Chordata, Aves, Galliformes, Phasianidae. The record is from RefSeq and is a predicted model, not a curated record.